UGGCGGCUCGUCUAGCUAGCUUGUGUAGUCUACUCUACGGAUAUCGUAUCUAGCUGUCACCAUUAAGCAAUAACGGGUUAGUUAGCUAGCUUUUUCAGAGUUUGCACCUAUGUCAGAGAGGGGCAGCAUCGUAGAGUGGGCAGAGACUGUCACGGAAGUGAUCAUUGUAACAGAGGAAUACCAACCUUGCGAUGGCAACACCACUACUGUUUUACUCGAGGAGCAAACUGUGAGUCCUAUCCAAAAUGUCUUGGAAACCAUGGAGACCAUGGUUCAAGAGGAGGAUGACCCUCCACCCACAGACAACAUCUAUUGUGAGGAGUGCCAUAACCUGUUCAAAGACCAGUGUGACCUCCAGGGUGGUGUCGGGCCGUCCUUCGUGCUGGACUCCCCCACUGCAACAGGAGUCCCCCAGAGGGCUCUGCUCACGCUGCCUCAUGGCCUGAUGAUUGGCAGGUCCAGCAUCCCAGGUGCAGGACUAGGGGUCAUGAACCAGGGGCCAACUGUGUCUCCAGGGAUGCACUUUGGGCCUUAUGAGGGAGAGAUCGUCACCGAAGAGGAGGCCGUGAACAGUGACUACUCCUGGGAGGUUUGCAAAAGAACGGGCGAGUACGAGUACAUCGACGCGUCGAGGGAAACACAAUCCAACUGGAUGAGGUACGUCAAUUGCGCUCGCCACGAGGAAGAGACGAACCUGUUGGUCGUCCAGUGCCGGGGGAGUGUCCUGUUCCACUGCUGCCGCUCCAUACUCGCGGGAGAGGAGCUGAUGGUGUGGCCCAGUAACCAGUUCGUCAGCCAGCCUACAGACGCCUGGAACCAGAUCUGGUUCCGGAAGUGCACUCCCGCAGAGGACGGCACGCCUUCGCAGAUGUUCCUCUGCGCCCAGUGUCCGCUCUCCUUCACCACAGAGUGCUACCUGCAGAGACACACAGAAAGCUGCCAUCCCGAAGCCAUAGAGGAGGCCCCUGCGUUACCCGGGCCAGAGGCCCCCGUAUGUGGACACCACCCAAGUCUUCCCCCUAAACUGGUAGACCUCCUCCCCGGCGGUGCGACGGAGCCGGAGGGUCCGCCGACCAACGGGGCCGCGGCGCUGUCUCCGUCGGGCCCAGCGGAGGCGUCGGGCGAGGACAAACUGGAGGACAACCCCAACAAGUGCUCCCAGUGUGGCAAGGUGUUCAUGUACUCCCACCACCUGAAAAGACACAAGCAAAGCGUCCACCUGCGGACACGGCCCUACUGCUGCAUCCACUGCAAGAGGUGUUUCAGCCAGUCGUCUGGCCUGCGUCGGCACCAGCUGACUCACCAAAAGAGGCCGUUGAGGCGGGUGAAAGUGACCCUCGCCGUCAGCGCCUCACCCAACUGCCCGUCCUCGCCUGGGGCUGAACCCACAGAAUCGGAACACCCCUCUCCAACAGAAAAUCCACCGGAUCCGUUAAAUCCUGCAACCAAUGGUACUUCAGAACCCCCGCCAGCCAUCACAGAGGACGCCAGUGGGGUAUCGGAAGAGGAAUCCCACAAGUGUUCCCUUUGCGAGAGGGUGUUCACGAACGAAUACCACCUCAAAAGACACCAACAAAACGUCCACUCCGACACGCUGAAACCCUACUGUUGCAGCCAGUGUAAGAGGUGUUUCAGCCAGUCGUCCGACCUGGACAAGCACCUACAGGUUCACCAGAGACAGAAGAAGAAGACCCAGAUGGCAGACGUAGCCUCCGAGGAUGAAGAAGAGAACCGGGUGCCUGUGGAUGAGUCCGAGGACCCAGACCCGACCUUCGUAGCGCCGCUGUCGGUGGCCCAGACGGCUGGAGUCACCACCAGGCCUCGCUCCCAGAGAAUGAAGCACCUGGGAAGCAGGUCGAGGCUGUCAGCCAUCACCAGGCUCAUAGCGCCCAAACGUAGGCAGUCGACCGUGAAGAGGAAAUCCCCAGGCCCAGUCCCGAGGGAGCAGGGCAGCCCGGAAGCGCCCGACUCCGAACCUCCAGACGGGCUGGACGGCGAGGCGACGGCGCACGGCUGCGCGGAAUGCAAGGGAACGUUCGCCGACCCCGAGGCGCUGGAGGGCCACGAGUGCUCCAAGUCCAAGGAGGGCCCGUACAUCUGCCCCAAGUGCGGCGCCGUCUUCAAAAAGUACGGCAACCUCCUGCGGCACGAGCGCGUCACGCACUCGGGGAAGACCUACCCCUGCGACGACUGCGGCCAUCUCUUCACGCGGCCGGCGGCCCUCAAGCGGCACCGGGAGAUGGACUCGUGCAGGAAGGUCCAGUUCACCUCGGAGAUCUUCCCGUGCUCCCACUGCCAGUUCUCGUUCACGUCCAAGCUGUACCUGGACAAGCACGUGAAGAGGCACCAUCCGGUGGAGUUCGUCUCCCUGCUGGGCUCCGGCGAGGCGUCGCCACGCGCCGACGACGCCGACGAGGCGCACCGCUGCGCCAAAUGCGGCAAGUCCUACAACUCCUUCAAGAGCUUCAAGGCCCACAAGUGCAUGAAGCAGAGCGAGAUCCUCUACCUGUGCACCGAGUGCGGCAAGGGCUUCUCCUGCCUGUACGCCCUCAAGCAGCACCACCUGUUCCACACGGGGGAGAAACCCCACCGCUGCCCGCACUGCGACAAGUGCUUCAUGCUCAUCGGCCAGCUCAACGUCCACAUCCGAACGCACACGGGGGAGAAGCCCUACCUGUGCACCCACUGCGGGGAGAGCUUCCGCCAGUCCGGGGACCUGAAGCGGCACGAGGGGAAGCACACGGGCGUGAGGCCCCACCAGUGCUCCGAGUGCGGCAAGAGCUUCAGCCGCCCCCAGAGCCUGAAGGCUCACCAGCUCCUCCACAGCGGCCAGAGACUGUUCAAAUGCACCCAGUGUGGGAAGAGCUUUUCGCGAGGUUAUCACUUGAAGAGGCACCACCAGAAAAUGCACACGUACUAAGGCACACGGGUCGCUUUCAGAGAUGCACAUUGGGUGUGACGUUGCCAUGACGCACCCACGUUUCUGUUUGACUUCAAAUCAAUACUUAUUGUUGAGCUUCCCAAGGGCUUCGUGCUUCAUUAGCAUUGUACACGUAGGUUUUUAUUUUGUUGAACUUUAAUUCAAGGUUUGGCAAUAGGGCUUGUCGUCCCUUAAUUCUAGAUGCGUUUUAUCUUGCGCUUUGUAAGUGCUUCCUCAAUAGAAAGCACUAGAAAAAGCCCAGUUCUGUCAUGUUGUAUAAUUGUGUAAUGUUAAUUUGUUCUGUCAUAAUUUAUUUUUACUCCCAUAACAAGCAUUAAUGUGCCACUUAACUGUGCUGGUCAUGCUAUACUCUUGCCCUUUGAGUGUCCUCAAAUGAAUCAGGAUUUUUUGCUUGCUAUAGUUUUCUAAAAUAGUUUUCUAAAAUUGACUUUGCAAAGAAUGUACCUUUUGGAAGGCUUCUUGUUUUUUAAAUAAAAUGACUUCAACAUCA
Messenger RNA from Hypomesus transpacificus, 3431 nucleotides. Its product is annotated as histone-lysine N-methyltransferase PRDM9-like. Gene Ontology annotation, cellular component: nucleus. The record is from RefSeq and is a predicted model, not a curated record. Gene Ontology annotation, molecular function: histone methyltransferase activity; protein binding. The transcript has 7 exons. NCBI's taxonomy places the organism in Eukaryota, Metazoa, Chordata, Actinopteri, Osmeriformes, Osmeridae. The coding region runs from base 110 to 2920 and encodes 936 amino acids.